This is a messenger RNA of Rhopalosiphum maidis (corn leaf aphid), 574 nucleotides long. Its product is annotated as TP53-regulated inhibitor of apoptosis 1-B-like. The record is from RefSeq and is a predicted model, not a curated record. The transcript is spliced from 3 exons. Bases 213 to 443 code for a protein of 76 amino acids. Lineage: Eukaryota; Metazoa; Arthropoda; Insecta; Hemiptera; Aphididae.
UCAAUAAAAUUAAAAAAAUCUGCCAAUCUGUUAAAAAUUUAAAAUUUAAUAAUCUUUGUUUUAUUCAAAUUUCAAGUGUUCUAAUUAUCAAACGACUGUUUUAAAUCUUAAUCAAAAGUAAAAUAUCACAAGAAACUAAGAAAAUCGCUUUUUGAGUUUCAAAACAAAAGUCUAUCAUUACUUUCAACCCAAUUGGGAAUGAUUCAAAUUCUAUGGAUGAAUGCAAAUCGUUUAAAAAAGAAUAUGACAAGUGUUUUAAUAUUUGGUUCAGGGAUAAAUUUCUUAAAGGAAGUAAUGAUGACUCUGUAUGUUCAGAGCUUUUGAAGAAUUAUACAGGAUGCGUCAAGAAAGCGAUGAAAGAAAAAGACAUUAUUAUUGAUGACGACUUCAGACGAUAUCAUCCAAAAAUUAGUCCCAAUUACGAGCCGUCUAAAAACAAAUAAAGUGUGGAGUUCAGUGUGUGGUGAAGAAGAGUUCAAAGAACCAUUUAUUUUUUAUUCAACCAUUGUACCAAUGAUUUAAAAUGAACUAAAAUACAUUAUAUUAAGGCAUGACUGUAUAUGUCUGCAUCCUA